Messenger RNA from Helianthus annuus (common sunflower), 851 nucleotides. RefSeq lists its product as uncharacterized. The transcript has a single exon. The record is from RefSeq and is a predicted model, not a curated record. NCBI's taxonomy places the organism in Eukaryota, Viridiplantae, Streptophyta, Magnoliopsida, Asterales, Asteraceae. Bases 232 to 636 code for a protein of 134 amino acids.
UCAUCCACCACAAACCCAAUUUUCAUUCAGAAGUGAACUAAGUUUAUCACUUUCUUUCUUCAAACACCUCACCACUCACCACUUUCCAUGUAACGCACUCAAUUUUUAUUUAAAUAAAUAAAUUUUGUUUUACAAAAUUUUAAAUAAAAUCUAUCCUUCACAUUUCCCCAAUCCAAUCUCAAUCCUCCCCAAUUACAAACCCUAACCCUAGCCUUUCAAAUCUCCUGAACCAUGAAAGUUCAUCCAUCUCCGUCCAAUCGAAACAUCACACUCCGUUACGACACAACCGCCGCUAACGGCCGUCAAAAAAAGCUCCGGCGACUCCCACACAUCUUCGCUAAAGUCCUGGAGCUCCCAUUCGCCGAUGUGUCGGUUCAGGAAACCGCUAAUUCCUUCAGAUUCGUCGUCGAUACGGACGAUGACGUCGGCUCUGACGUCACGGCUCACACCAUUGAGAUUGUUCCAGGUGUUACUAAAAUUGUUGUUAGAGGUGUGCGUUUCAUCGCUGAUUUUGCGAUUAAUGAAGUGGAGCUCAAGGUGUGGCGGUUUCGACUUCCGCCUGCUACGCUGCCGGAGCUUGCGACGGCCGUUUUUAGUGACGGAGAGCUGGUGGUUACUGUGCCCAAAUCAGAAUGAUGUUUUUAGGAAGACGGUAACUGCUUCUUCAGUUGUUUGCUCUUCUUGUACAGCAAUAAUAAUAAUAUUAAUAAUAAUAUGUUGAUUUGAUGGUAGAUUUAUUUGGCUAAAAGUGUUUGUGAUGAUGCAUCAAGUUGUUUUUGGUGUUCAAAAUCCCAAAUUUGUUGUUAUUUCUUUGUGAUUAGGAAUUAAAAGGUAGGUUUGUUGUGGGAUUA